AUCAACUGGCUCUCGGUCGCAUUGUGUCUCCAUGGCAGGGACCACAGGCGCACAUCGUCCGAGUCCGAGCCUGGUUGUUGAUUUGCCGUCUGAUAUAUUUCAUCAGUUGAUUAACUGAUAGUAAGUCAGUAGGUCCGUUGGCCUUCACCUCAGUCCCCAAUUCCAUCCGAACUACAGGUCAGUGCAACGACAGGUCGGUCUCGCUUGCUUCGCCGAUUCUUCAUCACUCGCCCACUCCACAUGCAGUAUGAUAAACAAGAACGGCCUUCGUAGAGAAACAGAACUGACAUUCGUCAUUCAUAACCGAAUAUCCGCGCGAGGACUAGCCAGGUCCAUCGGAACAUGCUCGCCAUCUGCUUGGCUUAGAUGCCCCACAGGUCACCAUUCGCCUUCAGCGUAUGCCAGCAUAUACCAAAGGUCUGUCACCGAGACAAACAGCGGAUGGAUAAGUCAUUCUCCGCGCAGGUUUUCGACCCAUGCAGCUCGGGUACCUAGUGGCCGGGCCAUAUCCGACCGUUGACCCAGUCUCAGGGACCCGCACCGGCACCGGGUGGCCCCGACGACUUCCGGCUCCGUCAAGUGACACCGACGUCCUCCUUCCACAUGCUGUCGCAAGUGCGAGCGGCCCAUUGACGUUCUUUCCACGGAUUCAGGGACCCUCCCUCGACCGUGUUGGCUGUCGAAGCGCCCUUGUUGGCUUAGUGUCGCAUUUCCCACGGAUACAGCCCCCAAAGACGAUGCCGCCAAGGACUUAAUUAGUCCCGGGCUCCUCCGCCGACAGGCUGUCGCUUUGUAUUCUGCUUGCCGAGCCCUUUUCCACGAGCUGCCGCUCCCGUUGACCCUGGUCGUCGACUUGCAGCCCAUGACCUUGUCUCAUUGGUGGCCUUUGAUGCUCUCACCGCACGUCGCCCAAACUGAUGGAUAAGACUGGCGUCGUCGUGCCGCAUCACUGCGUCCGUCGCCCGUCCAACUCGUCAGCUGCUGCGCCGUGAUUCGCUCCAUCAAUAUGAGACUGAUGGCGCGCCCGACGCACCCAGCAGCCACGGCAAUCGAGAGAAUCGAAAUUCGGCCCAUCAUCUCGAAAUCCCCUCGUACCCUGCCGACCUCCGCGUCGCUAACGUGGCUCUUCAGACGGCUGGUGUCCCAUCCCUCGCCCUCGUAUCGUUGGCAGAGCCUCAUCAGCCAUUCAUUCCAACAUGGGCAAAGUCACCUCUGCUGAGCGUUGACUGUCAGACAGAAAAGCCACUUUACAAAUCCCAUCAUCCCAAAGAUGCACCGCCCGUGGGAUCAAAUGCAAGGCAUGCCCCUCCGUCACACAUACCCGUGCUCACACUUCAGGGACCCGUCCAUUCCCCCUCCCAAACGGACCAUGAUCGCCCUUGCCUCAAUCAUCAACAUCUGCACUCGGCCGUUGUCGAGUCGCUCAUACGUGAAGAACAGCCACGGCCUUGAUCGACCACAACUUUGCGCGUCUUGGUCGGAGCUACGUGACAUACGGUUCAUAUCUGUCAAUACGAUUCAGGUCUCGUUCCUUCAUCUUGGUCUUCGCAUUACCAGCCCUAUUGCUGUGCCUCUCAUCGCCGAUUCCGACCUCUUGGGGUGUGAUUGGGUGCAGUGCUGCUGUGCGUGUAUGCUGCGCUGUACACCCGCUCAGCCCCCUUCCGACAUACCUGCAGUUGGGCUUUCUUGGCCCUCCUCCCACCUCAAGGCUCCAGCGCAACCCGCCAUCUUCAUGAACCAAACGGCCCUUUAACGGCGUUGAUGUGAGGGAAAACGACUUUGCGAACCUUGGUACGCUCCUUGGAAUUCUGCUCGAAGGCUGUUUCUUGACUGUGUCUACAUGACACUCCCGCAACAUACCAGCAACACACGGCAACACGCCGCACUACUCGACGCUCAUACUCUUGUUGAUCCGGAAGCCCCCAGAUGACUGGAAAACUUCGCAACUACUUCCAAUACUCGUGACAAUCCAGUCGAUCGGCGCCACGAUGAAAGGUCUUGUUUCCUGCACACUUUGCGCUCUCUACCUGGGACUCGACUUGUGUAUUGGGAGGGCAUUUGGAGCAGAUUUUAAGAGACGAGAUGGAAUACACCGGCGGGAAAAGGCACACGUAACGGCCUUCCAUGACUUGAACCGGAGGGACCCGAUCUGUGCGACCGGAUACUCUGCUUGUGACUCCAGCUUGAACGGAGGAUGUUGCGAGUCGGGCUAUGCUUGCGCGACAGACUCAUGCUACGCGACAACAAGCGCACCACGGACGUGCAGGGGGAUGGUCGGAUACUAUCACUGCGACGGGGUGAUGGGAGGUGGUUGCUGUCCUGAAGGUUAUAUCUGCGAACGAGGCAACAAUUGUGUCGCCGCGUCCGGUGUCGCAUACUCUCAGUCGUGCCCGGCAAGCUACUACCUGUGUCCCGCCAGCUUGAGUUACGGCUGCUGCCGAGACGGUCUCGGGUGUGCCGUGAGCGCCUGUUACUCGACCGACCCCUCGACAUACACUAUCACAACGACGAUUACGACAACGAACGAUGUCACUCAAGUCGUUACCACGACCAUGACUGCAACAACUGUCCUCAUACCCUCCAGGCCCACGGUGGCCCCAACAGCUGUGGCGACCAUGGAAGCGGGCGACCCGAAUCAAGUGGUCCUCAAAUUCUACCCGAGCACAGUCCCAAAACAGCAGCCGAUAUCAGGAACAGGAAACAGCGACAACAAAGAAGGCUUGACGACGGGCCAAAUUGCAGGAAUCGUAGCUGGUGGUGGGGGUCUGCUCAUCGUCGUCCUGGUCGCAGCUUGGAUCAUCAUCCGUCACCUCAACAAGGUCGUCCAGGCAGUUGAAACCAGCAAUAAGGGCACCUCGUCGGGCGGGAAGUCGCGGCCUUCGAUGUACCAGUUCAAGCCUACACCGUCCGAGGUGGACGAUAUGAGUGUCGAUCCGCUUAUGAUGUCUCCUCGACCGUCACACCGGAGGCAUGAUUCCGAUACUACCGCCGACUUCACGCCGCCGUAUCGGGGCACACCGGGUUCCGCCGGCGACUACCAGCCCGUGCCGCAGGGUACAGGCACAGACCGGCACGCCAGCUACGACUCGGCCUACGCUGGAAGCUACUUUGACGUCCCGGACCAGAGCCACCGCAAUAGUCUGGGGUCGAGUGCGUGGAUUGGGCUGCAUCGGGGUAGCACAGAUUCUCAAGGCACCUACGCACACCUACGGCAUUGGAGCAACGCCAGCGAGGUGAGUAGCGAUCACGGAAGCGGGGGCGCUAGGACACCACUCCAAGAGCUCGACUCGACGCCGUAUGUACCGGAGCUGGCAGCCACACCCGUGCCUGACGCCGCGACCGAGACACGCCGUCGGUCAGCGGGCAGCCUCUCGGGCAUGAGCCGGCCGCCGGCCGUGCACCAGCGUCGUAGGAGCAGUGACGGCGGCCAUGGUAGGGCGAGAAGUGACAGCUCGGCUGCUGUUGGACUGAGUGUCGUGAGCGAAGACACGGAGCUGAUUGGGCACUAUGGUCCGUCGGAUCGGGCGACGGGCCAGACAUCGACCAGGAAGGAGGGGCGUUGAUGAUGAAUCGUCUCGUUGUCGAAUCAUCUUGGUAUUGCUCCUCGGCCAGUUUCGUCUCUCUGGAAAGAUUCCAAGGGUCUGGUGGUACGCGGGCGGGGACACGACACCGGACUUCCGAGUCGGAAUGCUUUGAGUUCAACGAGGCUAAAGGACGAACUCUUUCCGAAGAUGCUGUGAACUUGUCUUCUUGAAGCUGGGUUUCGCGGUAAUGGGCCUCAAUAGUCGCGGUGUCGUCGGGAUAUGGAUUCGAUGAUUGGUAUUGAGGGAAGCGUCUCUUUCCCCCCUACCUCUAGGAAAACUCCGAAUCGGAAACUGAAGAAUUCUGGCCAUAUUCCCACCACGGUCUGAGUUCUGUGCGGGCUGGGCGGGAUACACGAUAAAUGCGCACGGCGUUACUCUACCGGCGAGUGGAGCCUUUUGGAGGUUUGGAGCUGGCCGACGUGCCUCUCGCUGCGAAAAAAGCCGAGAGCCGGUUACAGGGAUUUCGGCGUUUUUUGUCUUUCUGGGGUUUAACUAGGUUCGACUAUCAUACAUGAUACCUGUUUUCUUCGUCCGCUUGAUAUCUGAGGAGUGCUGUGACUUGUUC
Molecule: messenger RNA, 4149 nt
Organism: Colletotrichum destructivum
Lineage: Eukaryota; Fungi; Ascomycota; Sordariomycetes; Glomerellales; Glomerellaceae
Exons: 2
Coding region: 1989-3563 (524 amino acids)
Source: RefSeq, a predicted model, not a curated record